Molecule: messenger RNA, 2584 nt
Organism: Myripristis murdjan (pinecone soldierfish)
Lineage: Eukaryota; Metazoa; Chordata; Actinopteri; Holocentriformes; Holocentridae
Product: protocadherin beta-16-like
Exons: 2
Coding region: 179-2584 (801 amino acids)
Biological process (GO): homophilic cell-cell adhesion
Cellular component (GO): plasma membrane
Molecular function (GO): calcium ion binding
Source: RefSeq, a predicted model, not a curated record
AAGAUGCAGAGCUAAUACAGUCCGUGUCACGGGGCGAAUUAACGGAGACGUGGAUCAUUUUCUCCACAGGAAUUUUGGAUUUUGAAUCUAUUAUUCUCGUAACACUUGUUUUUGGGGAAAAAGCGACAAGCUACGGAAAAUAGGCCAAAGGGUUUCAAGGAUUCUUUCCUCAACAAAAAUGUCGGACAGAACAAUGAGGAGGCAAGUAUCGUUAUUUUUCUCGAUUAUGUCUCUCACAUCAGUGCUCGGACAGGUCAGCUACACAAUUCCCGAAGAAAUGGCGAAAGGCUCUCUAGUCGGUAAUAUAGCACAUGAUUUAGGUUUAGAUGUUAAAAGACUAAUAUCAGGGAAAGCUCGGAUACACACUGGAAAUAACGCGGAAUACAUCGAGCUGAGUAGAGAAAGAGGAAUGCUCCUAAUCAAAGAAAGAAUAGACAGAGAAGCGCUGUGCGGCCAAGUGACACCUUGUGCUUUACAUUUUCAGAUAAUUUUGGAAAACCCCAUAGAGUUUUACAGGGUCACGAUCGAAAUCACUGAUGUCAAUGACAAUACACCUCUCUUCCAGAAGGAUGCAAUGAAAUUUGAUAUAAGCGAGUCGGCUAUGAUCGGUGCAAAAUUCGUUCUCGAGAGGGCGUUUGAUUCUGACAUUGGGGUAAAUGGGCUACAGAGCUAUUCACUCCACCCUACCGAUAAUUUCAUUUUAAAAUUGCACGGUCAAGCUGAUGGCAGUAAAAAGGUAGAAAUGGUUUUACAGAAACCCUUAGACCGAGAGAAAGAGGAGCAGAUAUCUUUACUGCUGACUGCUAUGGAUGGGGGCGAGCCAAUGAUGUCUGGAACGGUGCAGAUUUACGUUACCGUCUUAGACGCAAACGACAAUGCUCCCGUUUUUUCUCAACCAAUAUAUAAGGCACGUUUGGAAGAAAAUUCUCCGAAAGAUACGCUGUUAACUACAGUGAGAGCAACGGAUAAAGACCAUGGUUCAAAUGGCUUGGUUACAUAUUCAAUAUCCAGUAGCACAGUUGGUAUUCUGGAUCACUUUAAAAUAGAUGAAAUCAACGGAGAUGUGCGUUUGAUAGGCGACGUAGAUUAUGAAAAAUCAAAACAGUAUCAAAUUGAUAUUGAAGCUAAAGACCAAGGGGGACUAUCAGACUCCUGUAAGUUAGUAGUGGAUAUCAUUGAUGUUAAUGACAACAAACCCCUAAUAGAUCUUAUGUCGUCAUCACGGCAGAUUCCAGAAGACUCUCAGUCUCAGACAGUGAUAGCAGUAAUGAGUGUACAUGAUCCUGAUUCUGACAACAAUGGAUUAGUCAGCUGCGUUCUUCCUGAAAUUAUUCCUUUCACAAUAAAAUCAACAUCAAAUGGUUUCUAUACAGUGUUGACAAACAGUGAUUUAGACCGUGAAAAGGCCUCUGAGUUCAAUAUUACUGUGACUUGCUCUGAUGAGGGAGUCCCCUCCCUCUCCAGCAGCGUCACUCUCACCGUACAGAUCUCAGAUGUGAAUGACAACGCGCCUGUCUUUGAGAGGAGCUCAUAUGAGGCCUUCAUUGUAGAAAACAACACCCCAGGCCUCUCUAUAUUCACAGUGAAAGCCAGAGACGCUGACUGGAACCAGAAUGCCCGUGUCUCUUACAUACUGGAGGACUCCUCGAUUAACGGUGUGCCCGUCUCCUCAUAUGUGUCUGUCAGUGCUGAUAGUGGAGUCAUCCAUGCAGUGCGCUCUUUUGACUACGAGCAGAUCAAAGAUUUCCAUUUUCGCGUCAAAGCGCAGGAUGGAGGCUCUCCUCCACUGAGUAGCAUUGCGAGUGUGAAAAUACUGAUCCAGGACCAGAACGACAACGCCCCUCAGGUUCUGUACCCAGUCCAGACUGGUGGCUCUCUGGUGGCUGAAAUGGUGCCUCGUUCAGCAGAGGUGGGCUAUCUGGUGACCAAAGUGGUGGCUGUGGAUGUGGACUCUGGCCAGAAUGCCUGGCUCUCCUAUAAACUGCAGAAAGCCACAGACAGGGCGCUGUUUGAAGUGGGCUUACAGAACGGGGAAAUCAGAACUAUCCGCCAAGUCACUGAUAAAGAUGCUGUGAAACAACGGCUGACUGUUGUGGUGGAGGACAACGGCCAGCCCUCUCGUUCAGCUACAGUCAAUGUUAACAUGGCGGUGGCGGACAGCUUCCCUGAAGUGCUGUCGGAGUUCACUGACUUUACACAGGACAAGGAGUACAAUGACAACCUGACGUUUUACUUGGUCUUGGCUUUGGCUGUGGUUUCCUUUCUGUUCAUCACAUGCCUGGUGGUUAUUAUAUCAGUGAAAAUCUACAGAUGGAGACAGUCUCGUAUCCUUUAUCAGUCCAACCUGCCGGUGAUUCCAUAUUAUCCCCCACGUUAUUCAGACACUUUGGGGACAGGGACUCUCCCACACGUGUACAAUUACGAGGUGUGCAGGACGACUGACUCCAGAAAGAGUGACUGUAAGUUCGGCAGAGCCGGUAGUCAGAAUGUCCUGAUAAUGGAGCCCAGUUCAACAGGAACGAUGCAGCGGAUACAGACUGAGAAAAGCAUCCUGGAUGAACCAGACUCUCCUCUAGAGGUGUAG